CCUCAGCGCCCGGGGCCGCCCCUUCCCGCGCUGGGGAGCCGGGCCGGGUGCUGUCCCAUGGCAGCUGCCCCAGCAGAGAGCUCCGGGAGCCAUGGGAAGAGGCUGGGGUUGAGCCAGAGUCACAGCAGCUCUGCCUUGGACUAUUCAGGAGACACCUUUGAGUCCUUCAGUGAGGAGGAGGAGAGUGAAGCACCUGAAUCCUGGUGUUCCACAGAGGAUUUGGAGGGGGCAGCUGUGUCAGAGGCUUUGGAAAGCUCAUUAUCACUGGCAGGCCAAAGUGCUGCAGAGGAGGAGUUUGAAGCAGUGGAUCCUGCAGCUGUGGAAAGAGCUGCCAUAGGAAAAUGGAUUGAUGCCAUGGGAAAAUGGACAGAUCUGAAAAAUAAAGACACUGGGAUUAGGCCAGACAAAUCUGUCAUCAGAACUCCUGCUGGAGCUGCUGAGUUCUCCCAGGGAGAGCUGGGUGCUCUCAGCUCUUUCUGCAGCAGGAGGAUCAGCAGGAUGCAGCAGGAGCAGGCUGGGAAGGGCAGGAAGCUGCACUGGGGAGGCCCAACAAGGCAAACUGAGACAGGAGAGUCCUGUGCUGUUCCUGCCCAGCUGAUGAACAGGAUCCUGCUGGAAAACACCAGGGAGGCUGUCAAACAGGUGACAGAAGCUGAAAUCCACGAGGUUUCAACCUGUCCUGACUGCCAGCAGAAGGAAGCAGAGCUGGCCAAGGUUGCCUUUCUCAGGCAAAAAAAGACUCUGCUGGAAGGUGCUUUAAUCCAAGAGAAAUUGGAAGAACAGUUUUACUCCAGGGACAUGCUCACACUUCUAGGUGAAGCACUCAGAAGCCUUCCCAAACCUUCACAGGAUCCCAGGGAUUUGUGGCAAAGGCUGAAGGGUCAGGAGUGGAAGGACUGGAUGAAACAUAACUCCAGUGGGUGAAGAACUGGGAGAGCCUCCUGUGGGCAGUCAGCUCCAGAAUUCCCAUGAUUUUGGAUCUGAGCUGCUCUGGCAGUGAUGGAUUGGGUGCUGCUUUAAUAUUCCUGCAGGUGGAACCAGAUCUGCCUGGCUGGGGUGUGAGUCAACCCUCCCUCCUUCCUCAAUGCAAAUGCUGCAGUAUAUUGUAAUCCAUCUCCAUAGGUUUCUCAAAUUCCAGAAGCCAACAGUUUCCAUUAUUAAUCUGGCAAGGCAGAAGUAUUGUUUUUUGUGGGAUUGCUGUGGGAUUGCAGAGCAGCUCCCAGCUGCUUCCAUCCAUAAGGAAAAUAAAUGAUUCUGUUUGCCAGGGCAGGGAAGUGUAAUUACUGCAUCUCAGUGCAGGCUCUGCCCACUGCCUCAUGGUAAAUUGAAAGUGAGAGCCCCAGGUGGAAGACAAAAAGCAAAGUUAACUAUAAAAAGCAGUAAAAUGAAAUGCAGUAUUUAUAGAAGGGAAUUAAUGAGGUUGUAACAGAAAUUAAUCAGCAGGACUGGGGAUGCCAGUGGGAUGAGAAAUGAUAAUAAAUUAAUCAUGGAAUCUAUAUAGGAUAGAGAAAAACGAGCAACAGAUGAAAACUGGGAGAAGAAUUGCAAGAAAAUACUUUGGAAUUUGUUGUUUUUCAAGAUGACGAAGUCGCUGUUGUUCAAAGACUGGAUCUGGGGUUCAGUACACAUCCAAAUAAAAUGGAAUUGUGCUGGGAAUCUUUGGGUUAGACAGUGAAGUCAUCCUCACUGUGGCCUCCAAAGCCUGGUGCUGCUCUGUGGCCACCUCUGCAGCCCUUUGUGGUCAAAGCUGACAGCAGGGGCUCAGCCAUGGCGUGACUCUCGCCAGCCUCCCAUUUCCUGACUUCUCUGCAUUCCCAUCUCUGUGGAAAUCUUGGAGGGAUAUCCCUCUCUAUGGACCUACACUGUAUUUUUGUGCCAAAGCAGAGAGAAUUAAAUCCCCCUGUUGCAUUUUCUUCCCCCAUUUUGGGACAAGAGCCCUCACUGCUGUAGUGGGGUUUGUACUUCAUGGGGUUGUUUCCCUCCUCGUGCUCUGGAUUGUUUAUCAGAGUCCUUGAGGGCUGUUUAGCCUCUUGUUCUCACUUCCCACAAACCACUGGAUAACCUGGAGGGAAAUGCUGGGGUAUAAACAGAAGUGUUAGCAAAGUUCUGCCUUCUGCUGCUUAAAAGUCUGCUCAGAGUGAUUUCCCUGGGAGUGGAUCCUGAGUAGGUCAAGCGCCAGGUGGGAGCCCAGCCCAGCCCUGAGUUACUCAGUGCUGCUUGUCCUUGCAAACAGCUUUAACAGUCCAUCAAAAAUACUCCCCCGAAAGCAUCCCCUUUUGAAUUGUCCCUGCAGGGCACCUGGAUAAUGAAUGAACUCUGCUUGUUCCCUCCUGUUGCUCUGGGAUCCUUGGAAAUGUUUAAAUCCCUUAAAUCUCCUGCCUUCCUGGAUGCCCUACCUCUGUUCCUUACUUGUUUUGCUCUGCACUCCCUGGUUCUUUGAGCCUCUGGAAGUCUCUGCAGACACUGGGAGAGGCACCCAGAACUUCAGGUGGAGCCUUGGAAGGGCUGUCAGGUGUACAGGAGGUGAUCAGGAACUGAAUCCUUUGAAAAUGUCAUUUUGUAGCACUUGUAGCACAGAUUUCAGCCCUCGCAGACCCACACAAAGUGACUUCCAUGCACAUGUUGAUAUUUCAUUUUUCAGAACAUAGAAGCUUUUCAGAGCUACUGAAAUGUCUUUGCAGCUGCUGUCAGCCUUUUUGUAAAUGCUGAGCUGUGAGUUAUUUGGGUUAUAUGUCUGACAGUAUUUGUCUGUGGAGCAGCAGCCUGCUCACACACAGUGCCUGCACAGCUCUUGUUUGUUUGCAUAAAUGUUACAAACAGAACUCAGGUAACUCCUCAGGAAAAUCAAAGCAGAUUUUGCUGAUGGCUGUUGGAUGCAUUUUCCUACUGCUCACUGCAGUUGUUUCAUUCUUUUAUCAGCAGUGACUCUGAGAUCUGAGUGUUUUCUUUAGCAGCUCUUAGAGAUAUGCAAUGGCAUGAAUGAUCUGAUCCCCUAAAUAAUUUAUUUUCUAAACCUGCACUUUUUGAGGCUGGAGAUCCAAAACUCUGCCAGGGAGGAUGUGGGAAAGAAGGUGGGUGAUGUAUCCUCCUUUUUUGCCUUCCAGGAGCUCCUCCCUUCAGCAGAAGAUUUUUCUUUUGAUCCAAGAAACCUCAAAACUCUGGUCAAGGCAUAUUGGCUGAUCUGCUGCCUGGUUUGUGCUUGCUGGGGCGUAAAAGGAGCAGGGUGGCUCAAGAGGGAUUCCUUGGGAAAAGCAGCUGUGGCUGUGAAACAAAUCAAUCUGCCUCUUCAAAGUGCUCUGCAGCUUUGCCUUUGUGGCUUUCAUGGCACCCAGAGCUGGAUGAUUUCAUCUUCUGGAUGAUUGCUGAUGUGGUGGGGUUCAUUGCUCUGAGCUCUGUGCUAACAGAGAAGGUUUCUCCCAUCUCAGUUGUUUCAUGCUCUGUGUAUGCUGAUAUCCACUUCUGGGGUGUUGGAUUUUAUAACUGACCCUUUGCAGAAACUUACAUUCCUCACAUUAUCAUUAAAAUCAAUUUUCCAUGGACUGCA
Messenger RNA from Serinus canaria (Common canary), 3544 nucleotides. RefSeq names its product chromosome 4A C8orf48 homolog (gene C4AH8orf48). NCBI's taxonomy places the organism in Eukaryota, Metazoa, Chordata, Aves, Passeriformes, Fringillidae. Bases 58 to 924 code for a protein of 288 amino acids. The record is from RefSeq and is a predicted model, not a curated record. The transcript is spliced from 6 exons.